AUGGCCACGUUAUCAUUAAAAGAGAAGAAAAACACGAACGAGAAUGGUGUGAUUAUCAAAUAUUACGUUGAAUCAGUGAAAAAUCGUUCCAUGAAGAAAACAAAACCGAACGAAUAUCUUAGAAAGGAAGAAAAGCAUGGCUACGAAUAUGAUCGUCGUGCUCAGCUUCUUGCUCAUUCUCGAUAUCUUAGAAAUCCAACGUCAGAAACGGUUUCGUUACCUGUUAUACAAUCAAGACCUAAACCUAAAAGCAAGUUUAUAUCGUAUCAACCGGUUCGAAUCUGCUCGUGCUCGGCGUCAAUGGAGACUGUUCCGAGCUUAACUAUCCGGAGCAGAAAUGAACUCAAGGAGAAAAAACAAGAUGACCUAUCUGAGAAGAGAAAGUUUAAUGAAAAAUACUCUCCCAGGGUUUUGGGUAAAAUGAAUAGCCUGUGGAAGCAACUGUCAUGCAAAGAAAUAUAA
Molecule: messenger RNA, 462 nt
Organism: Lathyrus sativus (Indian pea)
Lineage: Eukaryota; Viridiplantae; Streptophyta; Magnoliopsida; Fabales; Fabaceae
Source: the annotation of a GenBank genome assembly